UGGGUGUGGGUUCUGCGGCCGCCUCUCCCUUCUGUCGUGCCCAGCAUCUCUCCUCCCAUCGUACCGACAGCCGGGGACCGCCGCGGGGCGGGGGAUGCCGGGCUGCCGCAUCAGCGCCUGUGGCCCAGGGGCCCAGGAAGGGACGGCAGAACCGGGGUCCCCCCCGCCGCCACCCCGGGAGCCUCUGCCGUCCCUCCAGCCCCCGCCUCCAUCGCCGACCUCGACCCCGACACCCACUCAGUCACCGCCCUUGCCCGAGGCGGCGGAGACACCCGUGGAGGGGCAGGAGCUGCAGCGCUGGCGCCAGGGUGCUAGUGGGGGUCCGGGGGGCGCGGGCCCGGCGGGAGGCUCGGGCGGGGGUGCGGGUGCGGCGGCAGGGGCGGGGGGCCGUGCGCUGGAGCUGGCCGAAGCGCGGCGGCGACUGCUGGAAGUGGAGGGCCGCCGGCGCCUGGUGUCGGAGCUGGAGAGCCGGGUGCUGCAGCUGCACCGAGUCUUCUUGGCUGCCGAGCUGCGCCUGGCGCACCGCGCCGAGAGCCUGAGUCGCCUGAGCGGCGGCGUGGCCCAGGCCGAGCUCUACCUGGCGGCGCACGGGUCGCGUCUCAAGAAGGGUGCGCGCCGCGGCCGCCGGGGUCGUCCUCCCGCGCUGCUGGCCUCGGCGCUGGGCCUGGGGAGCUGCGUACCCUGGGGUGCCGGGCGGCUGCGGCGCGGCCACUGCCCCGAGCCCGACUCGCCCUUCCGCCGCAGCCCGCCCCGCGGCCCCGCCUCCCCGCAGCGCUAACCUCAGAACCCGCGACCCCUGGGCUCCGGAGACAGGCGGAAGGACGGACGGACGGACGGGUCUGAGUGCUGGCUAGAUGGACCGCGUCAUCUCUGCGGAGGAGACAGGUGGGGGCCCGGGGGCCCUGAAAAUGAGACUAAGCUCCUUGGAACCUCCACUUUCUGGGUCUGGACUUCUGCAUUCCACGCCUCUGGAUACCGCCCUCAGGAAGACUUCCAGGAUUGACUGUACCCAGUCUCAGCACCCUCCUCCCAGGAGCCCUUCCAGUGGCAAGGGACUGGGGCCUGGGAACUUGCUAUACUCUGAAUUGUUGCUUUCCAUACACUGCGUUUAACUUUGCUUAUGCAGGGGCUUGAGAUGCUGUCAGUUAGCCGGGAGUGCAGCAAACAUGGCCAGUGUGACAACGAGAAGGAUUUCCUUUAAAGAUAGACUCCUCAUUCUUAAACUUCAGGUCACAGUGUAGCUGGAGCCCCUGUCACUGCAGGUCAUGGUGUAGCUGGAGCCCCUGUCACUGCAGGUCACAGUGUAGCUGGAGCCCCCGUCACUGCAGGUCACAGUGUAGCUGGAGCCCCUGUCACUGCAGGUCACAGUGUAGCUGGAGCCCCUGUCACUGCAGGUCAUGGUGUAACUGGAGUCCCUAUUGUCACUUCUAUGUCUAGGAGCCCCAGGAGGCCUAUUUGAGGCAAAUCACUGGUGUAGGAAACGCCCCUUUUCCUUCGGCCACUGUCCUUGUCCUCCCCAUGUGAGUGAGGACAUCCCUGUGGCUUCUUGCAGACAAUCAGCUGCUGCCUCCUAGGGGGACACCUCUUUCUUAGGAUGAGGUGGUGGCAACAUCAAACUUCCGAGCAAAGUUCUCAAUGCACAGGGGAAAUCCAUUUCUUUACGACAAGGGAAGGAGGCACAUGUACUCACACACCGCCCGGAACUUAGAGGCUUCUGUAUAUCGACUCGGUCCCCAACUAUAUACACAUGGGAAGAAUAAAACUCAGUAAUGUGAGGCUGAACCGUG
Chionomys nivalis (European snow vole) is the source of this 1787-nucleotide messenger RNA. RefSeq names its product TMF1 regulated nuclear protein 1 (gene Trnp1). Gene Ontology annotation, cellular component: nucleus. Gene Ontology annotation, molecular function: DNA binding. NCBI's taxonomy places the organism in Eukaryota, Metazoa, Chordata, Mammalia, Rodentia, Cricetidae. The record is from RefSeq and is a predicted model, not a curated record. The transcript is spliced from 2 exons. The coding region runs from base 95 to 778 and encodes 227 amino acids. Gene Ontology annotation, biological process: regulation of cell population proliferation.